AUGGAAGUAUCGGUGGGCAUAUUGGCACCCCUCCCAGAGGAUGUGACAGCGCAGCUGUUGGGGCCACCAGUGUUCGACCCUAGGAAGCUGUCCACCACUUUUCUUCCAGGCUCCACAGAGUCAGGGCCCCUGCCCCCGGCGCCACGCCGCUACACCCUGACCCACAAUGACCUGACAGGGCAGCUGCGCCUGUCCAUUGGGAGUGCCUACAAUCGGGCACAAGUCUCCGGCUGGUACACACGGCUCAUCAGGGAUGAGGUACUGGCAGAGUGGAUCUUUGAUGGGGAGGGCCAGGCGAGCCUGCACGUGCACUGCCAUGUGAGCGGCGAGGAGCGGUGGCUGGCCCCUCCAGCGCUGCGUAACUACAUAUUCCAGCGCGAAAUGCCUCUGGUUCUAGACACAGUCUUGCAUGCGGAUCGGGUGCUGCUGAGCCAGCUGCCUUGUUUCCAAAACGCGGCAGUGGUCGUCCAUCUUACCUCCCACAUAAAGGAGCUGCACAUGAGCAUGCAGUGGGGCCGGCUGAGUCAGCGCGCCACCUGGCCCAGCAACCCUCUACCUCUGGGCUGGGGACUUGCCGGCACUCCAACUCGCCCACCAGCCGCUGCUGCAGUGCCCCUUGCAGAUGCAGCAGAGAUGCCACCUCCGCCCCUGGAUGGCUUGGAAAGCAGGGCAGCGGAUGAUGCCCUGAUCUUGAUGCCCGAUGCCGGCGUGGAUGUGAGGCUAAUAGAUGCAUCUGGCAAUGGAUUGGCAGUCCUUGCAGAGGCAUCUGCCGAGGAGGCAGCCGCACUGGCGCUGCGUGCAUCCGCUGUCGACCCGCAGUCCCAGGCAGUUGGCCUGGAAACAGCUGGGGGCGAGGUGUUGGGGGUGUACAGGGAGGGGCCAGGGGAGGAUAGGCUUAUUGUAUCACAGGGUCCCUCGGAUGAUGAGGCACAGUGGCCGGACAGAGCCGGCAUCAAAUGGCCACAGCCAUCCUCUGCCGCCGUCUAG
Messenger RNA from Coccomyxa subellipsoidea C-169, 987 nucleotides. RefSeq lists its product as hypothetical. Lineage: Eukaryota; Viridiplantae; Chlorophyta; Trebouxiophyceae; Coccomyxaceae. The transcript is spliced from 6 exons. The record is from RefSeq and is a predicted model, not a curated record. The coding region runs from base 1 to 987 and encodes 328 amino acids.